Messenger RNA from Wasmannia auropunctata (little fire ant), 3079 nucleotides. Its product is annotated as protein FAM161A. Gene Ontology annotation, cellular component: cilium. The transcript is spliced from 9 exons. Bases 153 to 2255 code for a protein of 700 amino acids. Lineage: Eukaryota; Metazoa; Arthropoda; Insecta; Hymenoptera; Formicidae. Gene Ontology annotation, biological process: cilium organization. The record is from RefSeq and is a predicted model, not a curated record.
GUACAGUAACGGCCGUCGAAGUUGUCAGAACAUUGUUCGCAUCUCGGUGAUAAAAAUCGAGACUGGGAUCUGCUCACAAAUCGCUGUGUCUCAAAAUCUAUCUGAAAUCACAUUCGGCUGAUCGCUUGGAGGAUGAAGUAAAUCAGUGAACCAUGACGGAGCACAGAGGCACGUCCUUCUUCCAUUCGUGCGUGAAGGUGCCGGUGGAUCCUUGCAGCCGGCAACCAACCCCCUCGUACGAACGUCCUCGGCUGUCGUCCGGGAGCCGAAGAUCCGAGAAGGUGAAGAAAAUCAACUUUGCCGAGGGUGAACCGAUCGCUGUCGAAAAUUCGGAGUCGUCGAGUCCGCGCGACACCCUCGAGAACUUUCUGGAGUUUCUAAAGAGCAUACCGGACUACGGACAGGUGAACCAUUUGUCGAACGAGCAGUUCAAGCAAAAGGUCGAGUAUCUCAGAAGGAAGCAGCGGCUGCUCCUGCAGAAUCUGAGAAACUCGCUGGACGACGAGGAGGAGCCGCCGUCGCGUUUGUCAAUCACGAGAAAUGAGGACUCGAAGUCGAAGGAGGUCAAGCCAAACGUCGGUGAUCUCAAGCUGAACGGCAAGAAGUGCUUCCUCGAGGAAUCUAGAACUAGCAGCCCUAUAUUGUUCCCAUCUGGGAGUUUUGCCGGUCUCGCCGAGGAUCAGGAUCUGCUGACGUACAGAUAUCUGUCUCUUUUAUCAUCUCUCAUUGCUAUGAAUGCCAAUAUUGGUUCCAGAUGCAGAGAUAAGGACAAGGAGGCGAAGACAAUACGCAACAAGGAGAUACUCGCGGCCAAUAAGAGCUGGAGCACGUGGAGCGGAUCGAAAAGCGACGACAGCGUGAACAGCGAUGGGGAGGACAGCAUCGAGACAAAGAGCUUACCACCGAAUAGCUCGAAAGAAUGGCACCCCACGGUACCUAAGCCGUUUAGUUUCACGCUGAGGGAAGAGGUGGAAAAAUAUAUGACGGAAAUAGAGACAGCCGAGCGUGUGAAUGAGGACAACGAGAAAAAAAGUCCUUCGAAGAAACGACGCGUCAGAUCGAUUCCUAUCACAUCCAAGAUACCGCUCUACGACAAAUUGAUGGCUGAGAAAGAAGAGAGAAGUCGCAUCGUGCGCGAGGAGAGCGCGCUGAACCUGCUGUCGCAGGUGCGACCUUUCAAACUGGAGUGCGACCGUCGUGCCUGGCGAUCCAUGGCGAGGUCCAGUCCCGAGCUCUGCUCGAGCAAGAGCGGUUCCUCGCGUUUCAAGGCCAAUCCGGUGCCGAGAAACCUGUUCGGCACCGAGGUUUACGACCGUAUGCUCGAGGACGAAUACUAUAGGCAGCUAAGGAAAAGGGUGAGGGCCGCCGAGAUGUUGAAAUCCUCUUCGUUACCGCCGUCGAUGGCGAGGCGCGAGCGCGUCAAGUCCGCGUGUACGCAUCUGCAGGAUGUGCCGUCCAACAAGGAUGACGACGAGUCCGUCAUCCCGGCGACGACGCCGUCCGAGAGAACAAGGUCCGCGAUGACGUCCAUAUUAUCCUCGCGCGGGAACAACCUGGCUGCGAUUCUGAGAUGUCAGGCUUCACGAGAGAAACUGGAGCACGAGAUACGGGAGCGGAUGGAGGAAAAGCGGCGGGAACAGAUGCUGAAGUUCAGGGAGACACUGAUCGGCCGGAAACCCGCGUGGAAGGCCCUGAGAUCAGCCGCGAGGCACGAGCACGACAGAGAUCUGGACAUACGGACGUCUCUGCGUCGCGACGAGGCGCGGGAACAGGCCGAACGUCAUCGACUGCAGAUGGAGAUGAUGCUCGACCGCGUGACGCAAAUACCGACCCUCUUCGAACGUCAUUCUCAGAGUUUUCAAUCACUCGUGAAGGCGCAACAGAAGGCGCCUUCGAAGAAUUCCCAAACUCGGAAGAAGAAGAAGAAAAAGAAGAAACAGAAGCAGUCGAAAAGGUCCACGUCAAGUAGCUUGGACUCGUAUCUGAGCUUCGCCAACAACUCCAGACCGAAUUCCGGAUCGUUAACCAGUUCUUCCGGUACUCUUAUCUCAAGCCAAUUGUCAUCGAAAUCGUCGGGCGAUUCUUCCGACAAAUCGGCAGCCAAGUCGGAGGCCUCGACGUUGAAGAGGAAGGCAGAUCGCGGCCCGCUGAAGGUGUCGAUCAACGAAACGGCGGAAUUGAUCGAAGAUUGCAAAGAGAAAUUGUCCAGUAGCGACGAACAGUCCCAAAGCGAUGAUGUCAUUGCCGAAGAGUGAAUUCAACAACCGUUUACAAUUCUAUAAUUAUCGCGAAAUUAUUCUGAACGUCAGGUUUUUAUAUUUGAUUAAUUAUACGAUCAGAAUAUAUUACAAUAAUUAGCUAAGGUUUGACCAAGCUCCAAUUUGAAAUUAUCUUUAAGUAUAAGUUUUUUAUUCAUUCAGCUUUAGUAUAUAUUAACUAUUAUAUAUAAAAACUGCAUUCUAUCUUUAAUACUUUCUUAUUUAUAACUAUUAUAAUCAUAAUCUUAUAAUCAUAAUCUUAUAAUCAUCAAUAAGAGUAAUUUAUAGCUAAGUUUGUGACAUCUUGACUUUUAUAAAAAAAAAACCAAAGUUCCAAAGUUAAGUCAAAGAAUUUAAAAUUAAAGCGAUUGCGAUAAUUCCGGGAAUUCCAUGUUACCGCAAGUAACAGAAAUGUUUCGUAGAACUUAGGAAUCAAACGACAAACUUUUUUUUAUGGAAAAACAGUAUAUUAUUAAUAUAAAGUGUAAAAACAUCAUGAUAUGUUAAUAUAUAAAUCAUAUAAUCACGCAUCAGUUUAGCAUAAAUAUCCAUUAGUGAGCAAAAAACAUCUGUUUCUCUCUCUCUCUCUCUCUCUCUCUCUCUCUCUGUCUUUCGUUUUCUUUUUCUUCUCAUCGAAGAUGUUACGCUCUUAUCACUGCACAUGCAAUAAAGCAUAAUUAAAUUUAAUUAACUUAAGUCGCAAUCCCGAGAGAUCUCCGUCUAAUGGAACAAAGUUGUGUCGGCAGUAAGACAUUUUAUUCCUAGUAAAAGGACGGCACAAAUUUUUUAAAAAUUAACAAUUUAUUUUUAUUAAUUAAAAA